Cladocopium goreaui is the source of this 486-nucleotide messenger RNA. The record is from the annotation of a GenBank genome assembly. Lineage: Eukaryota; Dinophyceae; Suessiales; Symbiodiniaceae.
AUGUUGGAUGUGAUGAAGACCUUUGGGUUAACUGCGGAGGAUCCAUUGAGGCAUUAUCUGGAUCUACGCAUGAAGGAAAAGACAUAUCCGUCAGGCACACAGAAUGCUGAAGUGAAGGAGGAGAACGGCAAAGGAAAGAGUCAAGCGACAGAGGACAAGAAUUCAGACACAAACCUGGGCUCCUUGACCACGCGCAAGCGAAAGUUGCAGGCUGUUGAUGCAGACUUGGAGACACGCCGGAGUCUGUGGCGACAGCAGGUGCCACAUUUGUACGACCUGGUGGUGACUCAUCGUAGAUCGCCAUGUGUUCGCACCUUGCACUGGCCUAUGGGAGCUGCUGUUUUGGACAAGGAGGUGGUCUUGCAGCGAAUUGUCUUCGGGACCAGAGAGGCCCUUGUGAUUGCAGCAGACCAUGUCUCAGUUUGGCUCGGCCCAACUUUUUUUGUUUUCUAUCUUAUCACGUUGUCUUUUCAUUGUUCGCAUUAG